Molecule: messenger RNA, 2184 nt
Organism: Pyricularia oryzae 70-15
Lineage: Eukaryota; Fungi; Ascomycota; Sordariomycetes; Magnaporthales; Pyriculariaceae
Product: kynureninase
Exons: 4
Coding region: 406-1899 (497 amino acids)
Biological process (GO): NAD+ biosynthetic process
Cellular component (GO): cytoplasm
Molecular function (GO): pyridoxal phosphate binding; kynureninase activity
Source: RefSeq, a predicted model, not a curated record
CGUGGAAUUGGAACACGAGGAAACAAGAGACUAUCGAAUAAUUGCAAUAUUUUCAAGUUUCACCUUUGAGACUCGACGGCUACCUGUCCAUCUAUCUACCCAUCCACCAUUACUCUCUCACCUUGACCAUAUUCUCUCACCUUGACCACCGACCUGACUUGACCUACUCACCUUACUUACCCAAGGUACCUCUGCACUAUUUGUUACUUGCCAGUACUUCAAACCUCAUCCGACACCCGUCCGUCGUAUUCAUACCUUCCCAGUCACCGCAUUAAACAAAUCCCUUGAAUUCCACCAAGUCGGAUCCAUCCGUCCAAGACUUCUUUUUAUUAUUCCCAAUCCCUGACAACGCCACAAAUAACCGCAGAACCCCACCAUUUUACCGCUCAUCAUCCUCGAUUCAUCAUGGCUGCUACCCAAAAAAGCCUCUGUGCCAUUCCGGCAGACCCCAUCGAGUUCCCCGCCGAUGCCAACACCCUGGAUUACGCCCGUUCCGAGGAUGCCAAAUGCCCGAUACGGCAUAUGCGCGAGCACUUUAUUUUCCCCACCCGUGCGUCGCUGAAGAAGAAGGCUCUUGAUGGGCGCCUGCCAGCAUACCCACCUAACCAUGCCAAACCUGGAGAGACAGCCACAGCCCAAAACGGCACCUCCAACACCAACGACGACAAUGUCACACCUGCCGUCUACUUUUGUGGCAACUCGCUCGGCCUGCAGCCCAAGGCCACCAGAGAUCACAUCAAUGCCCAGCUAGAGACGUGGGCGUCCAUCGGCGUCCAUGGCCACUUUACCUCGUGGGACAACUCGCCGCUCAAAUCCUGGCAGGACAUGGCCGCUGAUUGUGCCGCACAGUCGGCAUCUGUUGUCGGCGCCAGCCCAGACGAGAUCGCCAUUAUGAACACCCUGACUGCCAAUCUGCAUUUUAUGAUGGCCUCCUUCUACCGUCCCACUGAGAAGCGUCACAAGAUCAUUUCAGAGUGGAAGCCUUUUCCCAGCGACACUUACGCCAUUGCCUCCCAGAUCCAAUGGCAUGGUUUCGACACAGCCACCUCCCUGGUUGAGCUUCACCCAGAUGAGAACUACUACAUCUCGACUGAAAAGAUCCUCGCCACCAUCGAUGAGCACGCCGAAAGUACAGCCCUCCUGCUCCUGCCCGGGAUCCAGUACUGGAGCGGCCAGCUCUUCGAUAUGCCCCUGAUCACAGCCCACGCCCGCGCAAAGGGCAUCGUGGUCGGGUGGGACCUUGCCCACGCCGUCGGCAAUGUGCCUCUGAGCCUGCACGAUUGGGACGUCGACUUUGCCAUCUGGUGCACUUACAAGUACCUCAACGCCGGGCCCGGUGCCAUCGCCGGCGCCUUUGUCCACGAGAGGCAUGGAAAGGUCGACAGCGAUGGCUUCAAGCUGCGAUUGUCGGGCUGGUACGGCAACAACAAGGCCACACGUUUCAACAUGGCCAAGGACUUUGACCCCACCCCUGGCGCCCAGGGUUGGGUCGUGAGCAACCCCUCGGGCAUCGAUCUCGCUAGCUUGGGCGCCGCCCUAUCAGUCUAUAACCUGACCACCCCGGCCGACCUGAGGAAAAAGUCGCUGUGGCUGACAGCUUACGCAGAGCACCUGCUCAACGGCAUCCUCAAGGACGAGGCUGCAUCUUCCGCGGGUGAUGGGAAGAAGCCCGCAUUCAGAAUCAUCACCCCUUCCAACAAAAACGAGCGCGGCGCUCAGCUUAGCGUGCUCCUUCGGGAAGGGUUAUUGGACGUUGUGGGUGAAAAGAUGGAGGCUGCCGGUGUUGUGUGCGACAGGCGCAAGCCCGACGUGAUGCGCGUGGCGCCGGUACCCAUGUACAACUCGUAUGAGGACGUGUGGAGGUGCGUUGAUGCACUUAGGAAGGCCGUCAUGUCAUGAAGGUGAAGCAAAUGCGGUCUGUCUGUUGCUGGUCUCUCUAUCUCUUUCACUCUCUCUCUCUCUCUUUUUUCUUUUGGUCCUCCCCCCCUUUUCCCCUUUUUUAUCCAUGUGGCUUCAAGGUUGGUAAUCGUCGGGAAAUGGUCGGUUGCAUAGCGAUUUUGCGGGAAAUACAUAAAUACUAUAUAUGAUACACAAUUUUUUGAAAAUAAGCAAAAGGAUGCCAAGAAGCUAUUGUCUUGGCCUAUCUUGGCCUGGAGGGUCUUCAUCCCUUGCUUUCUUUUUUUU